Molecule: messenger RNA, 648 nt
Organism: Ectocarpus siliculosus
Lineage: Eukaryota; Phaeophyceae; Ectocarpales; Ectocarpaceae
Source: the annotation of a GenBank genome assembly
CACUUGGUACUUGGCGCACCACAGCACACACGCGAUGGCGGAAGCGAAGAAACCAGAAGGGUUGCAUCGCCGCUUCUCGGGGGACGGUGGCCGGAUAGCGGACUCCAGGUUACCCCCGCCGCUGAUUCCGGUGGACUUCGGGUACUGGAAACUUGCUCCAGCAGGGCUUGGUCUCCUGGGCCUGGGGGUGUACGCUGGCUUUCGUAAGCAGAUUAAGGCCGAUGCGGUAGGGGCUGAAGCUCUGGCUAAGCAAGGGCUCGAGCCGCUGCCUUUCAGCCCGCACCGGCUAGCCACGCGGGCGCUCAUGUACGGGACGGCACUCUCCGUGGGCUGUUUCUCGGCCGGCGUCUUGGUCGUGGGUUACUCCAUGGGGGUUACAAACCUGAGAGAGUUCAACGACAAGAUGAAGGUCUGGGCGCCGGAGCAGAUGCACCGCCUGGGGUUUCGACAUCGUCCAGAAUACAUCAGAGAUCGCGAGGCCAUGCGGGGCAUGACGUAUGACGAGGAGUGGGAAUAUGUGGACAGGUUGUUGGAGAAGGAAGAACCCGGGUUUGCUGGCGCGGACAGCGCGGAAUGCCCACCGGCGAAGAGCGAAGGCGAGGUUGUGCGGUAGCGACCAACCGCCAUGCUAGAGGGAGCGGCGGUGUG